CGACGUAUAAAUAUCGUCAACGACAAUGAGAUUAGGAUUUUAAUGGAACGCGAGCAGGAAACGCAGUGCGCGAAAUGACAGCCAUCAGGAAGAACGACGACGAUGUCAUCGAGAAAGCGUCGUCCACCGUGACAUCUCCGAUCUUACAACAGAACUGUACUCUCGGAAUCAGGCAUCUACAAGUGCUACUGCUGUUCCUGGGCAUGACUAUCGGGUACUGUCUUAGAGUCGGGAUGUCAGUAGCUGUGGUGCCGAUGGCAAAUGCAAGCAGCGCAAAUCCGAAUAUCGAGGAUUUUGGUUGGAGUAAAAAGGAAAAAGAUCUGGUGCUCAGUUCGUUCUUUUGGGGUUACGUGGUGAUGCAAGUGCCGAGCGGCUUCAUCGCCAGUAUCUGGAGUGGUCAAAAGCUUCUCAGUAUUGGGAUGCUGUUGUGUGGCGUCCUGAACAUCAUAACGCCAGUCGUCACUAGUCAGUGGAAACUGCCAGCUAUUCUGAUUUGCAGGGUAGGCAUGGGUCUUACUCAGGCUUGCCUAUUACCUUGCGUUCACACCCUCCUCUCCAAAUGGGCGCCGCCCUCUGAGAGGGCACGACUGGGAACAUUUGCUUACGCGGGUGCUCAAUUUGGCACGGUGAUAGCUAUGCCAAUUUCCGGAUUUCUCGCUGCAUCAAAUGUAGGCUGGCCCAGCAUCUUUUACUUGUUCGGUGCAUUAUCAAUCCUUUGGAGUGUGAGUUUCUUUUUUCUUGGGGCAGACUCGCCGUCCAAUCAUCGUAGUAUUUCCGAGGAGGAGAAGGAGUAUAUAGAAAAAAGUCUGAGGAUCACAGAAACAAAAGGAGACGAUAAAGUCGAUCAGAAACAGCAAAUACCAUGGAAACAGAUUUUUACCUCGGUACCUAUGUGGGCCAUCAUAAUAGCUCAUUGUGGCCAAAAUUGGGGAUAUUGGACGCUGUUGACGGAAAUACCCAGUUACAUGACGGGCGUGUUGAACUUCAAGAUCGAGCAAAGCGGUGGAAUUUCUGCUUUACCGUACUUAAUGAUGUGGAUCCUCAGUUUUCCUGCAAGCUGGUUAUCCGAUUAUGCGUUGAAGAAGGGUGCAUCUCGAGGCAUAGUCAGGAAGACUUGCAAUACAGUGGCUCAUUGGGGCCCGGCUGUUGCUUUGGCAUGCAUGAGCAUUAUACCUACUGACGAUUUUAUCUGGGCCGUCGUCAUUCUCAUCAUCGCGGUUGGUCUUAAUGCUGGAUCUCUAUGUGGUUACCAAAUCAAUCAUAUUGAUCUCAGUCCAAACUUUGCUGGCACUAUGAUGUCCAUUACCAAUUGCAUCGCCACUAUCACUGCCAUCAUUGCACCUAUUAUAUGCAGCGAGAUUGUCGUCGACGAGAGUAGUGUAUAUCAGUGGAACAUCGUAUUCUACGUUGCGGCGGUGAUUUACUUCCUGGGUAACUUGAUCUUUGUGAUAUGCGGGUCAGGCGAAGUACAAUGGUGGAACAAUUCGGAGGAAUCCGAAACUCGACGACAGAAACGAAGAGAAGAUAUAAAGGACGAAACGCGGAUUUGAAAUUUAUUGUGAUAUAUUUUAGGAUCUUUGUAAUUUUCUAUGGAACGAGCGGGGGCGUUACUAGGCAAUACGCAAUAUACGCAUCAGCGUAGGGCGCAAAAUUUUAAUAGGCGCCAAUAAUUUUUAAAGUAUCCAAAAACAUGUAAAAAUUGACCACUCGGUCUGCGAUGAUCCGCCUCUACCCGGUUCGAUAUUGCCUGCUUGUAAAAUUCCGUUUAACCGCGUGGCGGCUAGAAAGAUAUGACCUUUUUUGCAGCUUUGCGCUGGAGCGCGCGAGUAGAUUCCAGCGUAGAAGGAGCGCCUAAGAUAAUCGUAACGGCCCCGGGAAUUUAAUCGUGUUUGUAAACUUAAAAUUAUAACUAAAUUCAAUUAACUUUAUUCAAUUUAACUUCUUUUCUUUAUUCAAUUUAACCACUACGUGGUUUUUUUCAAAAUUUAAACUAUGAUCGACAAGGUUUAUUUAUGAUUUAUUCUAUGAUUUAUUUAUGAGGUCAUUAUUUAUCACAUAUUGUAUCACAUAUACUAGACUAUUAUAUAAGCUAGACUGUGAGACUUUUAUUUUGUACAAAUAUUUUAAUAAUAUUUCUGUAUCCCCUAUAUUAUACAUAUGCAUGCACAUAAUAUAACACUGAAGAAGCUAAUUAUUGAACGAACUAUGGUGUUGAUAAGCAAUCGUUUGUCAUUAUAUUGUUAUACCUGUUUCGAGUAAGAAAUUAAUAAUUUUAGCAAAUGGUGCGAUAUUUUAUUAUAUAAUAUGCGCAUGCACAAGAUUUUAGUACAUACUUUUAAGAGAUAGGUAUAUUAAAAAGACAGACUAGUAAUCUAACUAUAUAAGUAUAUAGAAAUAUAUAAUUAUCUAACAAUAAGUAUAUAGAAGUCUGUGUUAUUUAUAGUUAUCAACGAGCAGUUGUACAUAUACACGGUAUCUCAGAAUAACCACGACAACGCUCGUGAGCGAGUAGAGCAGUAAGCCAAACCAAAAAGUCCUUCACCGUUUUAAAUUUAAAUUUAAGAAAACUUUUCUUUGAUUAAUAAAACCUGAUGCAAACCAUGCGUAUUGAAGCAUUGGUUGAAAAAUCGGUGAUGUCAAUUGAUGUCAAUUGAUAAUUGAAGCAGAGAAUGGAUUCAAAUGCCUUUUUCUCUUGUCGAAAUUUCUCGCUUAUUUUCGAGCAAAUAGGCACAGUUCUGAAUUUUCUUUAUCUUGUCGAAAUCAAAAUGUCAACUGCGGUCAACUGCCUUGUAUACAAUGUUUAAUUUGCCGAAAAUGUCUUUGCUUUUCUUGUUUUUACGAUAAUUUUUAUCCUAAAAUUUGUAUUAUUAAAUAAAAUCUAAUUCUAUGAAAAAUCAA
Messenger RNA from Linepithema humile (Argentine ant), 2898 nucleotides. RefSeq names its product putative inorganic phosphate cotransporter. The record is from RefSeq and is a predicted model, not a curated record. Gene Ontology annotation, molecular function: transmembrane transporter activity. Lineage: Eukaryota; Metazoa; Arthropoda; Insecta; Hymenoptera; Formicidae. Gene Ontology annotation, biological process: monoatomic anion transport; transmembrane transport. Gene Ontology annotation, cellular component: membrane.